CGACGACUUCUAACGACAGCAACGUACUGUACUUACCGCUCAGAUCUCCUCCCCACGAAGACACCCUUCUAGACUUUGAGUUGCAAUCACUCAGCUCUCUAUCACGUCCAAACGCCGACAAUUACAUCAUAAGAACGUACAGCGACCCGGGCGCAAACCCAACUCUCCUCCUUCGAAGCAGCAGCACGACCACCAUCAUGUCUUCGCACGAAAAGCUCUCCGCGGCAGCCAACGACCGGAAAACUCGCCUCGCACAGCUCAAGUCGCUAAAGCGGAAGCAAGCACCAGCAUCAGACGAACAAGAUGAGGAGUUGCAGCCCCAAAGCGACACCUCGACAGCGCUGGCCCGCACAGAAGAAGAAGAGCCCUCAAUAACCACAACCUACCUCUCCGGCCGAAACUACGACUCCACAACGCGCAACGUCAAGCUCGGCUUCGACAAUCUACCCAUUGCCGACCCCACCAACACGCUAGAAUACAAGGCGCAGCAGUUGGCCCUCAAUACCAAAGCGCAGCAAGAGGCGGAGACGGCCGAAGACAAGGGCUUAGACCUGUUCAAGUUGCAGCCCAAGAAGCCAAAUUGGGAUCUAAAGCGAGAUCUCGAGCUCAAAAUGAAGAGCCUGGAUGUGCAGACUGAGAAUGCCAUUGCCAAGUUGGUGCGAGAGAGGGUCGAGGCACAAAAAGCUGCGCAGAAGGCAAUACACGCGAAGAAGCCAUCAACCGACGGCGAGGGCGAGGAGGUGGGUAUGGAGGGAAGCGAGCUAGUAGAGGCUAUGCAUUUAAAGGAGCAGGACGAGGAGAGGGACAGGAGAAGAGACGCAGAGGAUGAGGACGUCAGCUGAAGCAUGUCGCAGGGUUAGGUUAAAGAUUUAGAUAUAGGUCUGCUACAGGAGUCAGCUCAGUUUACACCGAUUCGAGCAUCGAAACUGGGCUCGCGGCGCGGCAGGCUACGAUCCUUCAAUGCGUCCUGGAUAAGACGGGUGAAACAUGACUGUGCUCGCAAAGUCAAUACGCAGGUACAAGGGAGAAUCAUGAACGAGGAUUCGGCACUUCACGACACGACACAAGCAGUGCUGACUUAACAGUUUAUACUUAUCAAUUAAAUUGCAUACGUGUUCGCUACAUUAGCAUCUGAGUCUCACUUCUUCAA
This is a messenger RNA of Cucurbitaria berberidis CBS 394.84, 1150 nucleotides long. RefSeq lists its product as uncharacterized. The record is from RefSeq and is a predicted model, not a curated record. Gene Ontology annotation, cellular component: post-mRNA release spliceosomal complex; U2-type spliceosomal complex. The transcript has a single exon. Bases 198 to 842 code for a protein of 214 amino acids. NCBI's taxonomy places the organism in Eukaryota, Fungi, Ascomycota, Dothideomycetes, Pleosporales, Cucurbitariaceae.